AUGGCAUUUACUACGGUCACCCUUCGACAUGAGCAGAAGACCGUGUCAAACAUAGAUAUCGAGCACGAAUCAAAACUACCGCCUAAGAUAGGUAACCUCGAGCACGUGUCGCUCGUGGAUUUUGAAAAGAUUCCUUGGUUCCUCGUGUCCCAUGGACCAUUUAAGGUAUUUUCUUCAGAUGACGAUACAUCAGAAUUCUUCAAGACGAACCUCGCAGCCGUAGCUGUCACAGAGCCUCAUAUAGGAAUCCUUUCCAAGAGUCAAGAUCCGCAAACGUAUGUGGUGUUUUUUUUCCAGGACAUGUCCAUUCGAUGUUUUUGUAUCGACUUUUCUACACUAGAGCGACUUUCCACUGCAUCGAGCUCGUUUGAGACGGGCACGGUCGAUAAUGUAUUCUAUUCAGCACUACGGCCACGCUCUGACACAUCUGUCUUUGAUCGUGUUUUGGAGAGCAAGUCGUCCAGAAGAAACCAGUACGUUGCCCCAAAGACAACACCAAGUGACACAACAACGCAGUUAUCGGUUACUCCUUUGAACGGAGAUCAAAUAGUGCAGGCAGUCAACAGAAUGACACUUUCUGGGCUUAGACUCCGUGGACUCAAUCCUUCCUCGGGCCUGACUCUCUCCAAAGAUAGAGUUGUCAUUAAGGAAUUGUACCAUAUGACGCGCAAGCUGGCGCUUUUUGCAUUAAGAAAGUUUAACUAUGGCUUCAACGGGGCCACUGGGCAAGAAGUCCGUUUGAGUGACGUCCAAGACGUUGUAGAGCGGCUUCUACAGGCAUAUACCGAUGUGGAGCCUCCAGCAUGA
Molecule: messenger RNA, 807 nt
Organism: Candidozyma auris
Lineage: Eukaryota; Fungi; Ascomycota; Pichiomycetes; Serinales; Metschnikowiaceae
Exons: 1
Coding region: 1-807 (268 amino acids)
Source: RefSeq, a predicted model, not a curated record